This is a messenger RNA of Sus scrofa (pig), 2184 nucleotides long. RefSeq names its product RAD9 checkpoint clamp component A (gene RAD9A). The record is from RefSeq and is a predicted model, not a curated record. Gene Ontology annotation, biological process: DNA replication checkpoint signaling; DNA repair; mitotic intra-S DNA damage checkpoint signaling. Gene Ontology annotation, cellular component: checkpoint clamp complex. Lineage: Eukaryota; Metazoa; Chordata; Mammalia; Artiodactyla; Suidae.
CCGGGGGCGGUGCGCGGGAAGGAAACCCGGGGCCUCCGCGGCUGCGGGGGAGACCCGGAGGGAGGGCGGCCGGGAGCCGGGGUACGGGGUGGGGCCCGCCGCCAGUCUCAGCCUGGUCGCGGGGAGCAACAUGAAGUGUUUGGUCACGGGCGGCAACGUGAAGGUGCUCGGCAAGGCUGUCCACUCCCUGUCCCGUAUCGGGGACGAACUCUACCUGGAGCCCCUGGAAGAUGGGCUCUCCCUCCGGACUGUGAACUCCUCCCGCUCCGCCUAUGCCUGCUUCCUCUUUGCCCCGCUCUUCUUCCAGCAGUACCAGGCGGCCACCCCUGGUCAGGACCCAUUGCGCUGUAAGAUCCUGAUGAAGUCGUUCCUGUCCGUCUUCCGCUCACUGGCGAUGCUGGAGAAGACGGUGGAGAAGUGCUGCAUCUCCCUGAGUGGCAGGAGCAGCCGCCUGGUGGUUCAGCUGCACUGCAGAUAUGGGGUGAGGAAGACUCACAACUUGUCCUUCCAGGACUGCGAGUCCCUGCAGGCCGUCUUCGACCCAGCCUUGUGCCCCCACGUGCUCCGUGCUCCAGCAAGGGUCCUGGGGGAGGCUGUUCUGCCCUUCCCCCCCGCGCUGGCUGAAGUGACGCUGGGCAUUGGCCGUGGCCGCAGGGUCAUCCUGCGGAGCUACCAGGAGGAGGAGGCAGACAGCACCGCCAAAGCCAUGGUGACUGAGAUGAGCAUCGGGGAGGAGGAUUUCCAGCAGUUGCAGGCCCAGGAAGGGGUGGCCAUCACCUUCUGCCUCAAGGAGUUCCGGGGGCUCCUGAGCUUCGCAGAGUCAGCAAACUUGUCUCUUAGCGUUUACUUCGAUGCUCCUGGCAGGCCAGCUAUCUUUGCCAUCGAGGACACUCUGCUGGAUGGCCACUUUGUUCUGGCCACGCUCUCGGAGCCGGACCCGCACUCCCAGGAUCUGCGUUCCUCAGAGCUCCAGAGGCCAGCACCUCAGCUUCAGGCUCACAGCACACCCCACCUGGAUGACUUUGCCGCGGACGACAUUGACUCUUAUAUGAUCGCCAUGGAGACCACUGUGGGCAGUGAGGCUUCCCGGGCCCUGCCCUCCGACUCCCUUUCUCCUGGCCUCCAAGCCCUCUGCAGCCCUGGCCCUGACUCAGAGGAGGAAGAGGACGACACUGAGCCCAGCACAGUGCCUGGGACACCUCCACCCAAGAAGUUCCGCUCGCUGUUCUUCGGCUCCAUCCUGGCCCCCACACACUCUCCCCAGGGCCCCAGCCCUGUGCUGGCUGAAGAUAGUGAGGGUGAAGGCUGAGCCCCGAAGUCCGGCGUUGGGAAGACUGGACCAGAUGAAGCCCCAGCCACCCCCUCUCCCAGCGCCAGCCGUGGGUGGGGACGGCUCUUCUCCUUGGCAGGUGGUAAAGGUGGGCCCUGCUGGAGCUGAGCUGGCUGGUCCUGCUACUGUCCCGCGGGCCUUUCCUGGGUAUCUGACCCGCCUGGGUCCUGUCAUCUUCCUCCAGCACCGCACUCCCCACGCCCUGCCAAUCAUGUCUGUUCCAGGCUUGGUGCUGAGCUGCCACCUGCAGGAGAGGUCCCUAACCACCUCAUCCACGCUUGUGGCCCAGGCUGGGGCCUGCCUUCUCCACACCCACCUCCCUAAGAAAAAAAAUCAUAGUGGGGCUGCUGGCCUCUGCUGAUCCACCCCUGCUGCCAAUCAUGACCUGUCCUGCCCUCGAAUUGUGGGCACACCUCUGAGAUGCCCUGUGGCGGACAUGUAGUUUUGCUUACUUUCCUAAUACUCUCUGGUGCUGGCCUGGAAUCCCAAGGGACCCUAUGGACCUGAGCAUGUGGCUGGGGUUUCCCUGGCCGGGGCCCGUGCCCAGUAGGCCUCCCAAGUGGCUCUGGGCAGAAGGGUUGCCAGGCUCAAUGUUUGGGACAAGGGAGACAGAGGCCGUGGCGAGAAUCCAGCUUUGACCUUUAUUCAAGAGACCAGAUGGGUUGCCCCAGGAUCCGGCUGCCAGCCCUGAGGCCAAGCAAGGCUGGAGACCCACAAUCUGGCCCUGCUUUGCCCUGAGCUGCAGCCUCAGCCCCAGGAUCCUGCCUGCAGCCACUGAGGGGCGGGCGGAGGGAGCCCUGGGGGGUUGGGAGCUGCUAUUGAUUCAUAAAAAAAAAAAAAAAAAAAAAAAAAAG